This is a messenger RNA of Thyridium curvatum, 3336 nucleotides long. RefSeq lists its product as uncharacterized. Gene Ontology annotation, molecular function: protein binding. Lineage: Eukaryota; Fungi; Ascomycota; Sordariomycetes; Thyridiales; Thyridiaceae. The transcript has 8 exons. The record is from RefSeq and is a predicted model, not a curated record. Bases 1 to 3336 code for a protein of 1111 amino acids.
AUGUUGAAGCCCUUCUACCCAGCAGACCCUGCGACGGCCAGUGGUCGCAAAGUCAAUAUUAUCAUCAUUCCGGGCCUCUCAACCUUACCCCCCACAGCGUGGUCGAAUGACUCCGGACAAUGGAUCAACCAGCUCAUAGACAAUUCCAACGCUCGAGCUCAGGCAUGGCUAUACGAUUAUCAGGGCGGUUCGAGCUCCGAUACUAUCAUCCAGAGGAUUGCCGACGAGGGACAGCGUCUUCUCUCCUGCCUUGACAACUUCUGCUCUGAGCGAGUUCCCGAUUCACCCGAAGAAAUGGAGUCACCCAAAAGUGGCGACUCGCCCAAGGCCAACGAGUCUCAAUCACCCACUGAACAGCAGAAUGUUCACGUGCCAAAGAAGCCACGGCAUGCAAAGCGCAAGCCUCUGUUCUUCAUAUGUCACAGCCUCGGGGGUAUUGUCCUCAAACAAGCACUGUCGAUCACUAAGACUCAUGUCUUUAGGCACCUCGAGGUGGUUGAAGUCAUCUCCGGCAUCGUCCUGCUAGGGACGCCGCAUGUCCCUCUGACUGUCAAGGCGUCACCCAAUAUCUUAGAGCUCAUCAUGCGCUUGCAGCCAACUAGCUCACUGAGGAAAACUGCAUUCACGACCCACGACAACUCAUUCCUUGCAAAGUGCUGCUCUGAUUUCCACCUCCUCCGCAUCGAAGUGCCGAUCGUGAUUGGCUAUGAGACUGCCGAAUCGCGCGUCCACGUAGGCAUGUUCAAAACAAGCCAGGUGAUCAUUGUACCGAAAGAAUUGGCUCUAACCGAUUCCAAGCACCAGAAUGCUUUCGCAAUGGAUCAGAACCACGAGAACACAUGCAAGAUCGAGAUCAGCAGCCCUCUUUUCCACGCGAUAGAGGAGUCUCUGAAGCGAGCUCUAGAUAUUGCUCCAGAGCUGAUCUAUAAAAGAUUCUAUGCUAGCACUCGUGAUGUUAAUGACAUGGGCAUGAUUCGCAGCUUGACUACCAACAACGAAAAAGGUCAAGCAUUGAUGAUCCCCGUCCUAAAGCAAGAAGAGCCUACCCUCUGUCUCUCUCAGUCACCUAUGAGCUCGCGCGACGCGACGUACGGAGGAUCUACGAAUGCGCCACGCCCCGUGGGUAGCGACAAGGUGGUCACCAAUUUCGAGAUUGUCAAUAAGAACCCUUGUCUACCCUGCUUCUCAAUGAAGGUGCACAAGCGACAGAAGGGCUUCUUCGGAAGGGAAAGCACCCUCGAUCUCAUCGACGCGGUCCUGCUGCCUGAGAAUCGCCACGAGGAUGGCAGUCUAGAGGAACAAGCUUCAACGAUUCAUUCCUAUGCCCUGUGCGGGAUGGGCGGGAUGGGCAAGACUCAGAUCGCCGUCGAGUAUGCGUAUUCCCGCAGAAACAAGUUCAAUGCAAUCUUCUUUGUCACGGCUGAUACUAAGAAUAUACUUUCUGAAGAAUUCGCGUGCAUCGCUGUAGAAUUGGGGCUUGAAGAAGAGAGUGAGACUAAGGAUCUCACCGUAUCGUGUGAGAUUGUGAAAGGGUGGCUUUCCAAUCCAGUCAAGGCAUACGAUGCAAAGGACCCUAACUCGCCGGAUAAUGAGGCAUCGUGGCUGCUGAUUUUCGACAACGCCGAUGACUCAGAGGUUCUUGAUGAUUUUUGGCCGAACACAGGCUUGGGUUCCGUUCUCGUCAUGAGCAGAGACUCUGAGGCCAAGGAGCACAGCUACUUGGCAAAUGAUGGCAUUGACUUGCAGCCGUUUUCUUCUGAAGACGCGAUCAUGUUUCUACAGACCGUGACAAGGAGGAACAAGCAGCCUGGCCAAGAGCGAUACGCGGCUGAGAUGGUCGAAAGGCUUGGUGGGAUGCCAUACCUCAUCACCCAAAUGGCGGGUGUUAUGUCCCGGCUGCGACUGUCAUAUUCGGAUUUCCUCAAACUAUAUAACGCCAGUGGUAUCGAUGACACCAUUUCUGUGGGUGGCGGCGGAUCGAAGGUCUCAACAGAAGCGAAAAUCCAUUCCAUAUCGUCAAAGGUCGGCCUGGACGGUCUUCAACCUUCCAGCUUGGCACUACUCUGCCUCAUCUCCGUCUUAGACCCCGAUCGAAUUCCUGAAAAUAUCCUGGCCAGUGCAUGCACGACCUCAGCCGAUGGGAUAGAGGACUUUCCCAAAAACCUUGGACAGUACUAUGAGGUGCGCGCAGAACUCCUGCAAACCUCGUUGAUCAACCAAAACCCGGAGACAGGAGAUAUAUGGGUCCAUCGUAUCCUUCAAGAUGUAGUUCGUGAGAAGAUCGGCCAGGAGCUGUUGGCGAAGUUCUUCCACUUCGCUGUGCGUGCGAUGUCACUCAUCUGGCCCUUCACUUCGCUUGAGAAUCGGUUCAGCACCAAGCGCUACCCCGCCUGUGCCGCUUUGUUUCCAAGUGUUGUUCGACUACGGAAUGUACAUGAAACCAUGCUUCCACAGGGAAAUUCUCGUCACCAACUCUCUUCCGCUAAGCUAUUUGGUGAUACUGGCUGGUACCGUUUCGAACGAGGCUUCCAAGAGGAAUCGAAGGAGUGGUUCGAAAUCGUUAUGAGGAUCUGCGACGGCUUUGAGGACAAGACCAGCACUGAGGCGAUAUACAUGAUCCGCGACACUCACCACAAUCUUGGUACCGCGGCCGGUGAGACUAACGAUACAAAGAGCUUCCUCAAGCAUGCCGGAAUAUGGCUCGAGAUGCUGCAAGAGCGUGGAUCCGACGCGGACGGGAAUCCCAUCAUCGACUACGAGCUUGCCAUGGGCUUCAACGAGACCGGUGUCGCGCACGCCAUGGACAGACAGUAUGAGGUAGCCAUCACGUUCUUCGAGAGGGCCAUUCGAACUUACAAGGCGCUGCCGCACUACCAAGACACUAUGCUCGGCUGGUCUGCAUCAAACAUUGGCCUCAUGUACUGGGUUCUUGGCCGUCUUCAUGAGGCCGAGCAAGCGUUACUCGAGAUAAUCGAGAUAUUCAGGAAGGCAAACGGAUACGAUGACACUCUUUCUUUCAAGCAUCACCGUAUCGGUGAUAUCUGCCAUCGACUUACAGAUGACAAUCUUCGCUUGAGAAACUUGGCAGAGGCCCAAGUCCUCAUCAACCAGGCAAUCAAGGUGUUCAGCGAGCGGCCUCAGUACGUGCAGGAACUUGCACGCUCAACGUACAAGGCUUCGCAGGUGUCAGCAGCCAUAGGGAAUCAAAAGAAAGCAGACUCGGAACUGCGAGACGCGUUCCAGUUAUACCAGCAGCUGGUUCCAGGAGACAGGAGAGGAAUUGACGAGAUUAAGGAGGCGGAUUAUGACUCUCUGGUGGUGUUUUACUCUCGCUGA